AUGGCAGAUUUGACCGAUUUCGAAGCCAAGUUCCAGGUUUUAACCCAAGUUGAUGGUUCUGCUCGGUUUGAGAGCUUUGGGACGAGUGUACUAUGUUCAGUGACAGGUCCAAUCGAACCCAAAGCUCGACAGGAAUUGCCCACUCAAUUGGCAUUGGAAAUCGUCGUCCGUCCCAGUAAAGGAGUGCCUACAACAAGAGAAAAACUAUUAGAAGAUAAGCUCCGUGGUGUGCUCACUCCAGUGUUGGUUAGAUACCUGUACCCGCGUCAACUUUGUCAAAUAUGUUUUCAGAUUUUAGAGAGCGGUGAAAAUGAGCAAUUUCACAGUGUCAGAGAACUGAGUUCCUGUAUAAAUGCUGCAUUCCUAGCAUUAGCUGAUGCUGGAGUUGGAUUACAAAACUGUUUUGCGAGCUGCUGUGCCGCUGUGAUCUCUAAUGCAGAUCAAGAUGUCCUUAUAAAUCCAAGUGCCGAACAAUUGAGAAAUGCUUCUUCAACGCACGUACUGGCGUUCGAUUCCGAGAACGGGAGAGAGCCGGAUUCACACUUGCUUCUGCUCGAAAGUAGUGGCGAUUUUGAGGAAGAGACCUUGAACAAAAUUCUUGAUGCUGGCGAAAAAGCUUGUUUGCAGACUGUGCAGAGGCUACGCCAGGCCUUGAAAACCAAAGUCGAACAAGAUCUUGUAUGGCGGACUUGA
Molecule: messenger RNA, 693 nt
Organism: Lachancea mirantina
Lineage: Eukaryota; Fungi; Ascomycota; Saccharomycetes; Saccharomycetales; Saccharomycetaceae
Source: the annotation of a GenBank genome assembly